GGUUAAAAACAAUGGUGUCUCAAGGAGUAAAAAACCCUCUGAUAGAUUUAACAGCUUUGGAAGAUAAAACAUUAGAUGAAGGCUAUGGUGUUGCUUCUGUGGCCUCUACAUCAAAUGCCUCAAAAUCUGCUCGAGAAAGUAGCAAUGCUGCCAUUAUAAAACGCUUUAAUCAUCAUAGUGCCAUGGUCCUUGCAGCUGGCCUCAGGAAACAAGAAGCACAAAAUGACCAUUACAGUGAGACCAGCAGUACGGAUGGAAACUCCAGGGAUUCAGAUUUCUUUCAGCCACCAAUGAAAAAGGUGAAACUGCAGGAGUCCAUUGAAUAUGAAGAUUUAGCAAAGAAUAAUAGCAUUAAAACUAUUGCACUAAACUUGAAGAAGUCUGAUAGGUAUUAUCAUGGUCCAACUCCAAUUCAAUCACAGCAAUAUGCAACCAGUCAGGAUAUAAUUAAUUCUUUUCAUAGUAUUAGGCAAGAAAUGGAAGCUUAUGUACCCAAACUAACUCAGGUUCUUUCAAGUGGUGAUGCUACUAGCACUAUAGCAGUCCUGUCACCUGGAGGAGCACUUAUGCAGGGUGGAACACAGCAAGCCAUAAACCAGAUGGUGCCAAAUGACGUUCAGUGUGAACUAAAACACUUGUACGUGGCAGUAGGGGAACUGCUACGACACUUCUGGUCCUGCUUUCCUGUUAACACACCAUUCCUAGAAGAAAAGGUUGUGAAAAUGAGGAGCAACUUGGAAAGAUUUCAGGUUACAAAGCUCUGCCCAUUCCAAGAAAAGAUUCGGAGACAGUAUUUAAGCACAAAUUUGGUAAGUCACAUAGAAGAGAUGCUGCAGACGGCCUACAAUAAGUUCCACACAUGGCAGUCCCGGCGUAUGCUGAAGAAGACGUGAAAAUGCAUGCUGUACAGGUUUGAGAGCAACAUCUGCAAUAGGUAUAGGAGUACAACCUAGCAUAUGUGCAGAUCUUAUAGUUGUUGCAGGAAGACCUGCAAGCUGUGGACUUCUGGAAACGAUGUUAACUGAACUUGCACAUUUUUGAAAAAGAACUGAGAUUAAACUUGAAAACUAGGGAGAAAAAACAAGGAAGAACCAAAACAGAAGAGCUGAGGCGCAAAAAUAUUUAAAAGACACUGUUUACUGCAGUUACUCAGGAACUGCUUUUGAUUUGCAUAAAGAGCUGCUUUCAGAAAUAAAAAAAAAUCUAAAGAGGGUGUAUUAAUAAAAA
Messenger RNA from Balearica regulorum gibbericeps (East African grey crowned-crane), 1227 nucleotides. NCBI's taxonomy places the organism in Eukaryota, Metazoa, Chordata, Aves, Gruiformes, Gruidae. The record is from RefSeq and is a predicted model, not a curated record.